AUGAUUUCUUUAGUACUCAUUAUAGGUCAAUGUUUUUCGCUGAUGCCUGUUCGUGGUGUUGGCCAUUCGAAUCCGCGUCAAGUACGCUUUACAUUCCGAUCCAUACAAGUGAUGAUUACAUUGAUAUUUUUGUUCGCCAGUUCUACGUUUAAUUUUGCAAUGAUAAAACAUUUGGCAAAAAUUGGGAUAGUGAAUUUUGUCUGCACAUUUGUGUGGAAUUACAUGGAUCUUUUCAUAAUGAUGAUAGGCAAAGGCAUCGCAUAUCGAUUCGAGCAAAUGAAGAUGCGCAUACACACGCUGCUCGAUAAGGAGGUGCCUGAAUCGAUUUUUAUGGAAAUACGAGACCACUAUGUUAAAUUAAUUGAAUUACUCGAGUAUGUGGAUGAGGAUUUGUCUGGCAUAAUUUUGCUAUCCAGUGCGAAUAAUUUAUAUUUCGUUUGCUACCAGCUACUGAAUAUCUUCAAUAAAUUACGUUGGCCAAUUAAUUACGUUUACUUUUGGUUUUCGCUACUUUUCCUAAUCGGACGUACGACUUUUGUUUUUCUCACAGCAGCAUCCAUCAAUGACGAAGCAAAAGACGCUUUAAGUGUGCUGAGGCGUAUACCAGCGAAUACUUGGUGUGUCGAGGUGGAACGUCUAAUAUUUCAAAUGUCGACUACAACGGUGGCAUUAUCAGGCAAGAAAUUCUACUUUCUCACAAGGAGGUUGCUGUUCGGGAUGGCAGGCACCAUUGUCACCUACGAGUUGGUUUUGCUGCAAUUCGAUGAACCCAACCGGACGAAAGGACUACCCGAUCUGUGCUCUUAGAGAUUAGAGUAGAUUAGAGUGAAGUGUGAUAUGACAACAAGACAUGGCUAUUAUGAGCUAAAUAAACACACA
Messenger RNA from Rhagoletis pomonella (apple maggot), 879 nucleotides. It is a transcript of the gene Gr64a, whose product is annotated as gustatory receptor for sugar taste 64a. Lineage: Eukaryota; Metazoa; Arthropoda; Insecta; Diptera; Tephritidae. Gene Ontology annotation, biological process: sensory perception of sweet taste; detection of chemical stimulus involved in sensory perception of taste. The transcript has 6 exons. Bases 1 to 807 code for a protein of 268 amino acids. Gene Ontology annotation, cellular component: membrane. Gene Ontology annotation, molecular function: sweet taste receptor activity. The record is from RefSeq and is a predicted model, not a curated record.